ACACUUUUACUUGAGUUGUGUUUGAAUAACAAUGGAAGCGGACGAGUCAUUUUCCGACGACGACGAUUUGGUCACAUCACAGAAGAGGACGAGGCGGAGGGGGACACCGGAGGUCGUUGAGAAAAAGGCGAAAGUAGUGAAAGCCGGUCCACCUACGUCUGCUGCUAAAUCAAAGCUUUCCACUGCUACAUCUACCACUGCUACCCCUGAUCCUAACAAACAUUUGGCCGUGGAGACUACGAGAGCUCCCAACUGUGCCGAAGGGGAAUUAAACCCCCGUGGAACGAAGGACAAGGAGAAGAGAAAGUCGGAAACCGCUACAAGUCUUGCCCGUGCAGACCAGACUUUCCAACCCGUCCCGUGGUCAUACAUUCCUGGUGAGGAGGAGAUGGAAGUGGAGGAGGUAGAGAUGCGAUUCAGGGAUGGGAGGGGGAUUAUUCCUAGAGUUGUGGACGAUGUGGAAUUGGCUGAAGAGUUCCAAAUAAGGUACGUGGCUUCGUCGGAUACGAGACUUGGCACAACGGUCAAAGGUGAUGGGGUCGAUCAAAUCAAGAAAACGAUUCUGCGGUUAGUUGGGCUAGCUCCGAAUGAAACCACUUCGUCUGACCUCGAUGUUUUUCAAGCGUCUCCACAACUAGUUUUAACCCAGGAGGAUGAGGGAUUGACCGCUGGACAGAGGGAAGCUCUCUUCCAAGAGAUUUUCCGCAGAGGAGGUCGUGUUGAGGUUGAAGACAAACCAGGAUGGUUUUUAAUUAUUCACAAGGCUCCCACUACCGGGUUAAUUCAUUUAUGUUUGGAGACACCGUAUAGAUCUAAAGGAGGAUUGGCCUAUAUAGCUUCAAGGAUUUGUACAAGACCAAACUGUUACCAAUACAACUCAACUCUUGCAAGUGAUGUCCUCCCCAAAUGCAUGCAACAUCAACCCGAAUUCAUCUAUACCGUGAUGAAAGUUACUGAUUACAAUCGAAGGGACGUGUUGGUGCUUCUUCACAUGAAGUCAGCAUUCUCUGUAUCCUCGAAUGUGUCCAAUCAGAAGAGAGAUGAAGAAAUAGAAUUGAAUCUACAUCACCUAUGUACUGGGUACCCGCACUGGGCAAUUUAUUGUGCUACGAAGGACCUAAAAAUUCGCCCAAUCCCCAAAUCUAUAUCCAAGCACCACUUUAACAACGAAGGCGAGGCUCUCAGGAUGCUAUCAUUUGAAUCGACAAUUGGAAUGUUUAUCAAACUCGCCUCCGGAUCUCAACCCAUCAUCAAUUUGGAUGAUUUAAUCCCCUUGUGUUAUGGCAUGGAGGGUGAGAUCGAUGCACGACUAAAGCAGUUGGGGAUAGAGCUCAAGAUUCGUCGCCACUUGACCAAAGAGGAGAGGGAGGAGAGUUGUGCCAUCCAAGGAAAUUUCGUCCACGACGAAGGUCGCCCUCCAACAAUUCUUUUGGGUCUCUCGUUUGCUGACGUAAAUCCACAACUUUCCAAAGAGGGAAGCAAUUCGUAAUCUUGAUCUGAGGUGACAUCAAUAGCCUGAUUCGUUCCCAACUCCUUAUCAAUUGACAAACAUUGCCUCCAAGGGAUGAAGCUUAACAGUAGCCCGAUUGUUAUGUGUAACACCUUUAAACUAUUCAUUACACGCUAUUUUAACACUAAAUAAGCACGUACCAACAAUAAGUUGCUAAAAAGAGAAUAUUAUUUCAUUUUGGGAUUUAUUUUUAGUUAUGUUCAAUGCAUGUACGUAAAAUUUGCAAAUAUAACAAAAUUUUUAAAAAAAUGUCCUCCCAAACCGUGUAAAAUAGGAUAUUAAAUAAUAACAGAGGAUGGAAGGAAAUACACACCAAACUAUAUAAAAAAUUUGUCAAUUGAAUUUUGCAUGCACGUAAAAUAAACAAAUAUAUUAAGCUGGCA
Molecule: messenger RNA, 1893 nt
Organism: Folsomia candida
Lineage: Eukaryota; Metazoa; Arthropoda; Collembola; Entomobryomorpha; Isotomidae
Exons: 6
Coding region: 32-1489 (485 amino acids)
Source: RefSeq, a predicted model, not a curated record